Messenger RNA from Bursaphelenchus xylophilus (pine wood nematode), 2314 nucleotides. NCBI's taxonomy places the organism in Eukaryota, Metazoa, Nematoda, Chromadorea, Rhabditida, Aphelenchoididae. The record is from the annotation of a GenBank genome assembly.
AUGCCAGUGCUAACCGUGUUUUUAGCUAUAGGCGUAAGGGCAGUGGUGGACCUGAUCCAGUGGCAAAAAACGUACCAUUUUGCAUCCGGGAAGUGUCAAAAAAUGUAGCGAAAUACCUCUCUCUCCAACUAAAAAACUCCGAUUUCAAAAGCGCGCCCGCUAUUUUUGUAAGGGAAUGGGCGCGCACUUCAAAACGGAGUUUUUCCACUUGACCAUGUAUGUACUUGGAGAGGGAAGCAUUUUGCCACAUUUUUGAUACUUCCCGGAUGCAAAAUGGUACGUUUUUUGCAACUGGACCAGGUCCCCACUGUAAUGACAAUUCAGAUUCUCUGUGUGAACGGUGUUCCAACUGAAGAAAGAGAGUUUGUCUAUCGAAAAGGAAGCUUUUGUGUAGGAUGUGGUGGUGGUAGAAGGGUAAGUUAAUGUUCUUCAGAGAAAACCCAACAAAAAAAUUUGUAACCACCGACUGAAGAGGCCCCACAACCCAAUUUCAAGCCAAAAUAGACCUUUUAUAACGACAAAUUCUUUGGCCCUAUGCGAUUUGUUGUUCAAAGGCCUGACUGCACUUUACGAAAAACAGUUAUUUAUUUCAGCCUUCAAUUCAACAUGCGCACAAGACUAACGUCCUCUUCAGCCAUCCUAAGUUCUUGCGUCAAGGAAACUACCUAAAACUGGAAAACGAAAACGAUCAGCCAGUCGCCAACACGUUCGUUCAAUUAGUCGAUCAUUUCAAUGCUACUGAUAACAGGACAUUUGCACAGGUAUUGCCCAUUGACCAUCGGCUAUAAAUUGUAGAAAUACUACUUCAACAACGCUUACUACAAGCCCGGUGGGCCUUUGUUCCUCUACAUUGGCGAUGAAGGUGAACUGGGAAGUGAUGAAAUUUUCAACGAGACCAAUCCCUUGGUUCAGUAUGCAAAGGAAGUCAACGCCGGUCUUUAUGCACUGGAACACAGGUUCUACGGCCAAAGCCACCCGACCAGGUAUGGCAUACAGAAUAAAAACACUAAAUGAACUGCUUUAGCGACCUUUCCGUGGAAAGUCUGAAGUAUCUGACAUCCCAACAGGCUCUUGCUGAUCUUGCUUAUUUUAUUCAAACUGUCAAUGCUGAACAAAAUUAUACAAAUCCAAAAUGGAUAACUUUUGGCGGCUCUUAUUCUGGUGCUCUUUCGGCUUGGUUCAGACAGAAGUAUCCGGAGCUUACAGUGGGGACAGUUGGGUCGUCCGGCCCAGUCGAACCGAAGGUAGAUUUCUUUGGUAAGCUUUACAGUACAUCUUUGGAGUGACAUUGCCUUUAGAGUACCUGCAAGUGGUUGAGAAUUCAACCAUAAAAUGCCAUGAGAAGAUUAAAGAAGGCUUUGAUGUCCUCCAGAAUCUUUUGACAACUGUGGAAGGUAGGAGGCUCAUCAAUGAAAAAUUAGUGUAAGAUUUUCUAGCAUUGUCCUAAAGGUCUUUUUAUGUACUUACCGAAGGACCACGUAUUUGAAAGAAUAAUAUUUGCAGAAUGAACAGCAGCACCAAUAUUGUAGGCUCAAUCGAACCGCUCAACGAAAUGCUCUUAUAUAAGCAUUUCUAUCAUCAAUUUUCCAAACGAGUGCAAUAUGGGGAAGAUGUAAGAGCUCUCAAUUAGUUCAAUUACUUCAAACUUCCUUCAUGGUAAUAGUGACAAAAUUCAAAUUCCAGAUUGCGGGGCUCUGUGAACUUUGGAACAACGACACUAUCGAUGUGUUGGACAAGUUCGAACCAGACUACACAAGGUUCUAUUUUGAUGGAUAUAUAGUGAUACUAAACGACACUAGUUACACUAUGGCCGAGCUAACAAAUCGUCAAUGGAUUUGGCAAAUCUGCAACGAAUUUGCGUUUUUUCAAACCUCUGAUAUCGGUUACAAUAUGUUUGGCAGUGGAGUACCGUUGAAGUAAGAGAGAAAUGCAACGUUUUUACAGAGUCAGCAACUACCAGAGUAAUAGAAAAUUGAAUGUCUUUAGCUUGUACAUUGAGAUAUGUCGGCAUGGUUUUGACACUUCCUUUACACGAGAUAAAAUCGAAGCCAACGUCAAGAAAACGCGAAGAUACUAUGGUGGAUUACGCAAAUACAAGGCCACGAAUCAUCUACAUAUUCAAAGCACCGUCGAUCCAUGGCACGUUUUGGGAUUCUACACUGACAUUGAAGAUCAUGGAGAAGACGUGAGGACAUUCUUGGUCGAUGGGGCUUCUCAUUGCGCUGACCUUCUCCCGGAGACACCAGAAGAUCCGGAGGGAUUGAAGGAGGCCAGGAAACUUACUUUAGAGACCAUCAAACGCUGGAUUACUUGA